AUGGGGGAGGUAAAGAGCGUCUCCAGAUUCCGCAGGAAGUUUGGGGUUCAGGGCACCGCCCCUGAAAGUCCUGUCCGGGUCCUGUUGGCCACGCUUCCACCCUGCUGCUUACUAACAGAUGCUGCUACUGAUCUUGAUCAUAUCACAGGUCUUCAGGACGACUCAAAUAGAGGCAACAGCAAAGAUGCCAAUUUUUCAGCAUCCUCCUCCUUGAGAAUCAUCCUGGUGGGCAAAUCGGGCGUUGGGAAAAGUGCCACGGGAAAUAGCAUCCUUGGCCGGAUGGAGUUCACGUCCAAACUGGAGGCCAAGUGUGUGACCAAGAAAUGCCAGCAGGCCAGGGGCACUUGGAAUGGGAGGAGCAUCCUGGUGGUGGACACGCCCCCCAUCUUUGAGGACAUGCCCCCCACCCAAGACUGGUACCAGGACAUCGGGGACUGCUACCUGCUCUCUGCUCCGGGGCCCCACGUGCUGCUGCUGGUCACCCAGCUGGGCCGCUUCACUGCCCAGGACAUCAUUGCUGUGAGGAGAGUGAAGGAGGUCUUUGGGGCAGAAGCCAUGAGACAUGUGAUCGUCCUCUUCACCCGCAAGGAGGACCUAGAGGGCGAGCCCCUGGCUCAGUACCUGGCUAAUGUGGACAAUGCGGGGCUGAGCAGGCUGCUGCGGGAGUGUGGGAGAAGGUUCUGUGCCUUUGACAACAGGGCCACUGGGGACCAGCAGCGCCAGCAGCUGGAGCAACUCAUGGCCCAGGUGGAGAGUCUGGAGAGGGAGCUCCAGGGCGCCUUCCUCAGCACCCUGCUCUCCCAGGAGGCACAGCUGCUGCUGCAGCAGAAGAACGGAGGUGGUGAGUGCUCAGAAGAGCACAGGCGCUACCUAGGCCUGGUACAGAGGGAGCUGAAGAAGCAGAGGCAAGACCUCAGUGAGGCCCAGGACAACUGCUUGAGGCACAGACUGCGUAGACUCUCCCACUGGAUGGUUUCUCACCUUUGGAUUUUUAUUCUUCUUGUCUGCAUUUUAAUUUUUCUGGUCAUUUUCAUUGACUUUGGCAUCCCUCGUGGGAACUGAUUAUCUCUGCGGUUUUGUUCAGAAUCACUCUCUGUUUGCAGGCCCUGGAUUUGUUUUUACACCAUUUCAUUUUAUUCUCUCUUGUCUGGCAUCCAUUUUACUCUCACACUUUUUAUUGACUUUUUAAUGUCAAUAAAACUGAAAGAAGGAAAGUCUCUGUUAUUUUGUUCCUUUGUGAAGUUAUAUAAGACAUGAACAGGAACCUGUCCUGAA
This is a messenger RNA of Suncus etruscus (white-toothed pygmy shrew), 1275 nucleotides long. Its product is annotated as GTPase IMAP family member 5-like. The record is from RefSeq and is a predicted model, not a curated record. NCBI's taxonomy places the organism in Eukaryota, Metazoa, Chordata, Mammalia, Eulipotyphla, Soricidae. Bases 1 to 1062 code for a protein of 353 amino acids. Gene Ontology annotation, molecular function: GTP binding. The transcript has 3 exons.